GCGUGACGCCCGGGAAGCGUGUGGGCCUGCUGCGGCGACGGCGACCGAGAGCGCUCGACGCCCGUGGUCCGGAGGACUGCUCCUGUAUCCGCGCUGUUGCGGAUUGGCUCGUUUCUAUUAUUUUUGUGGCGAGGCGCCUUCAUUUUCGAGUCAAGACUCAUCGGGCGCAGUUUGGGGCGUUUCUGAGAGAGUGGGGCCGAAAUCCCCUGUUCAUUUUGUCAGUCACUUUGAUUCUGGGGUUGUUUUUCGACCGAGCGCCACAAAACUUGGGUCUCUCGGCUCGGGGCGCGUUGAUCCCCCUCGGAGCAGAGGGAACGCGGAAGCCACCACCCUUGUACGGAACGAAGGACCGGCCGUGCCAUCGGAGUGAUCGACUCUCGCGUGACACCGUCUAGAGCGGCGAGCACUUUUGUCUCUUCCUGGUCGGUGUGGGGCGUGCGCUGGUGAUGGCGGCGACCUCAGCUUGGGGACUCGGGACGCAUAAGAUGACCGCCGACUUGUCGGCGUCGACUCCCGUGGCCAAUUCCUCAACUGAAUCGCCAAUAAAGGCGAAGAGCUUCGGCAUGGUAGAAGGCGCCAUCACUGCCCCCAGCGCGUCAAACGGCAGCACAGCGGUAAGCUCGCCAUCUGCAGCAGCAGCUGCAGCUUCCGCGGUCACGGCAGCAAACCACAGCACCACGAAGAACGCCUCCGCGGCCGCGGCCGCCGCCUCAAACGGAGCGGAUCGGGUACCGGCGUCCGCGGGGGAAGUUGGCGCGGCGGGGCAGGGGGAGGAGGAAGCUUCGGAAGUGGCGGCGGGGACAAGCUCGGACUCGGGAGAUGAGGAGGAGGAGGAGGAGGAGGACCAGGGGAGAGGAGGUUCUACUGUUUCCAAACCGAGCACACCAGCAGCUGUGGGGGGAGAGGCGGAGGGGGGUGGCAGGAGGGAGGAGGAGGAGGGGCCAAAGGAGGCGUUGAGUACAGAAGAAGCUUGUGGAGAAAGGCCGGCGGCGGAGGCAACCGUCAAGGACAAAAAACAGCUGGAGGCGGACGGGGGAGAAUCGAAAGGAGAGGAGCCGGAGGUAGAAGGGUCAGAACCAAAGAAGGAGCUUGCGAAGGAGGCGGGGGCGAAGGAAGAGCUUGCAGCAAAGGAGGGGUGCGCUAAAUCGAAGGAGAAGGUGACAACAGCAGAAUCUAGCGCGACCAAGGAGACGACGGCGGCAGUGAAUGGGAAUGGGCCGGUGGAGAGCAACGGUGGCCACAGUCCCGCUGCUGCCGCUAUGGCCGCCGCGGCCCCGGCGGCCGCGGCCGCGGCCGCGGCGCGUAACGCCUCCUCGUCUCCAGCGGCUUCUUCCCCACGGCAAGAGGUGGACGAUCACGCGGCGCGAGCGUCGGAUGCCGCCACGGCGGCGCUAGCGGCGGCGCUCGCGUCCGCUACGAGGAGUUCUCCGACGCCCCGCCCCGCUCGCGCCUCGCCACCGUCCAAGUCGCCCGUCCCUUCCCAGCAGCAGUUGUUGCCGAAGGCGGAAGAACGGGGUACGGGGGCGGCGGCGGCGGCGGCGGCUGUCGGGGUGGGUGAAUCGGCGGCCGGGGCGGGGAGAAGCGGAGCAGGGUCAGCGGCGAGGCACUCCACUCCGGUGAUGGUGUUCCGCGCGCCGCAGGGGCGAAGCUUGCCGCAAAAGUGCAGCGAGGCGGACGUGGAACGCGCGUUGUCUGCCGCGCGCUUCGUUCCGGAUCGAUCCUCGCCGGCCUGGGGCGGCGGCGCGCCUCCCUUGCCGCCGCCGUUGCCGCUGCCGACGGAAUCGAUGCCCUGCAUGGUGGGGCUCUUCAAGGUCGACGAGACGACGGGAGUGCACCGGUGCACGGGCAACUGGGCGAUGAACAAGGCGGACCUGCAGGCUGCCGAUAAGAACCGAGCGAGCCCGUUCGAGUUCAGGAUGGUGGAAGGAGGCGGCGCGGGUACGGGGGCGGUACGGUUUCCACACACCGGGAAAUAUCAAGGACACUUCUUGGUGCGACAACCGCCCAAGCCGGUGUCCAAGGUGGAGGAAAAGGACCUCCACAUCGCGUUCGUCAAGAACUCGGAGGGCGGCUGGAACGUGGAGGGGCAGGGGAACAAUGUGUACGGAGCGUUCACCAUCACCGGCCGCCUCAGCGCCAAUCGAGAGCUAGAGGUCUACCGAGCCUACCGGAAGGUCGCGAAGGCGCCCCGCCCGCGCGCGAGCAGCACGGCGGGGGCGGGGGCUACGCCGGGGAAAAGACCAGGGGGGGGUGGGUCGGGUAGCACACCCGGCCUGCACGGGCCGAACCGAGGGAAGCACUUUUCGCCGGCCGCGGUAGGGAGUCCUGGUUUUGCUAACGGCGGGGGGUCGGCCAAGGCGGGUGGGUCGGGGCCGGAGACGCCGGCACCCCCUAGCCGGAGAGUGAGCCGCACGCCGUCGAAGCUGAUCAACGACAUCGGCAACGACGGCACGACGCACCUCACUCACGGGCUGCGGCGUUGUGUGACGGUGUUGAACAACUUGCGGUCUAUCCGAGGGAAGAGCGAGUGGUUCAACGAGCCGGUGGACUACGUCGGGCUCAACUUGCCGGAGUACACCACGAUUAUCAAGCGGCCGAUGGAUCUUGGCACCGUGAAGUCAAAGCUGGAGAGCGGAGAGUACAAGAAUACGGUCGAGUUCGCCCACGAAGUCCGUCUUGUUUUCAGCAACGCCUGUCGCUACAACUCCGACGAGACGAGCGAUGUCCACAUUGCUGCGAGGCACCUGUUGCACGUGUUCGAUGCCAAGAUGGAGGAGCUCGGGCCGGGCCUGGACGACCCUCCUUCGAAGCGAAAAAAGUCGGGGGGAGGCGGCGGCAGCAGCAGCAGCAACAGCAACAACAACAACCACCACCCGUACAGCAGUAGCACACGAGGCGCCGGCAACUUGGGGGGUUCCGACGACAGCGAUGAGGAAAUGCCGGACCGGGAUAGGAAGCGCAAGAGUUCGGACGGGGGCGGUGCUCACGGAGGGCAAGGGGGCGGUGGCGGCGGCGGAUCCACGAGCAAGAAGGCCCGGGCUCCUUCGAAAGCGGAACGGGCGCAACCUAAGCCGGAGAUGCCGGCGCCGGUGGCGCCUCCGCCCCCUCCGGCCCCUGCCGUCACCCCGGUCGCUGACCCGCAGCACCAGCAGCAGGUCUUGAUGAUGCAGCGCCAGAUCACCAAGAUGCAGGAGCAGCUUGCCUUGAUGCAAGGAGGGGUGGGGGUUCCGCCGCCGCCGCCGCCACCCGCUGUGGAAGCGCCUCCAAGACAGCCAUCUUCUGGGUCGAAACGAAAGUCGAAACCCCGUACCAGCAAACCGGGCGUGGGUAGCUCGAAAUUCGAGGCGAAGAGCCCGAAAGUAAGCGGUGACGGCAGCAGAAAGGGCGGCGGCCGGUCUAGAGCGGCGCCGAACCCGGCGAAGGCCGCAGCCGACAAGGCCGCCAAGGCCGCUGCGAAGGCCCGGAAAAACGCGGAGGAGAAGAAGCGAAAAGCGGAGGAGGCGGCGAGGGCCGCGGAAGCCCUCGCCGCCACCCAGAACCCUCUCACCUUCGACGAGAAGAAGGCUCUAAGCGUGGCGAUCAACAAUCUGGACCAGUCUAACCUCACCCGCGUCGUGGAGAUCAUCCAGGCGCGAAUGCCUCUCGGGAGCUCCGACGAGGAGAUCGAGCUUGACAUCGACUCCAUGGACAACCUCACCCUACGGGACCUCCAGGGCUUCAUCAAGGACGUCAGCGACAAGGGCGGGGGACGAAGAGGCGGGGGCAGUGUAGACUCCGACUCCGACGGCGAACAGUGGUGACAAACGACGACGUGAUGAUGAUUUUGGUGUGACGGUUUUGUGGGUGUAUCGAUGCCUGGCGGGAGGGCCGGCGGUGGCGGGUGGGUGGGUGCCUGCUGGGCCCGCGCGCGGGCGGCAGGAUCUUGCAGUGGUUGUGUGUUGUGUGUGUUUUUUCGUGCGGUCAAAGCGACCGGCUUGACUUGUUAAGGAAGAGGUAAAGGUGGGGGGAGGGGGGGGAUUGAAACCGGGAAAUCGGUACAUACAGCAGCAGUUAGUCGUUGGUCUCGUUUCUGUUCUAUCGGGUGGGACCGAUCUGGACGACAAAACCAUUCGUGGCAAGGAAAAUGGGAUGGAAUUUUUGCCAUGGAACGCGGCGCGACUGUGGCCUGCCCGUCGUAUUUUCUUGGAUCGUACAGGGUCUUGGUCCCCGAACCGCCCAAAUCGGGCUGGUUCUGUUGCUCACUGCUUUGGGCAGAACAAGAAAAGUGGCCAGCAGGCAACAUUGUCAGAACAUGCGCUCCUCCGCUCGCUGCAGUUGUUCUUGCUGGCCGCCAAUUGUCGGUUGAUGGCAGUUGCUGAUGGCGUCGGUGCCAGGAAAGAUUUGAAACUGAAAACUGCACUGCCGCUGUUGUGGAAAAAAAACAAAGCCGAACCGAAGUACUUCAGGUCUUUUUGGGUGGUAACUUGGCGAGGGAUAGGGCAAAGAUGAGACCGGUAUUUUUGGGCAAGCGCGGCUUUUUUCGGGUGCUUUGCAUUACAUGUAUGCAUAUGCUUGCAGGGCUGAAUGUAUGUUAGAGAGAGGGUUCCUGCGGGAGCGGGAGCGGGGGCUGGCAAUCCCGUGCGUUGAUUGACUCAGGCUGACGAGCCUUCUCAACUCUUUACUCGUUCAUCGCUGGACGUGUUCGUUGUUGUUGUGCUUUUUGGGAGCUGAAUAGACGGGAGUAGCAGUGAGAGAACGCGCGCUUUUGAUGCCGCUCCCUCUUGCCCCUCACGCACGGCAUGCGUGUUGGUUUGGGCCUCUUUUGUAUCCCUGCCCUUCUUUGUGCAACGAGGCCCUCGCAUUCGCUCUGUGUUUCGACUCGAACUCGGCAUGUUUCCCUUUCCUUGGCCCUGCUGUCGUGAAGGUGCUGUGGGUGAAAAAGGUUCGAAAUGACAAUGAAAAUCACACGGUACGAACUAUGGAACCGAACGCUGGGUGCAUGCAUUCGUGAUCGGUGGAAAUCGGAACAACCGUCAGUGAUCCAUGUGAUCUUGUUUGGGUUGCACUUGUUGCCGCCCGACGUCAAGGAAUAAAUGGGUAGAGGUUGUUGAUGCUGCGUGCGUGCGUUCGUUGUUAGUGCUGUACGGCUGACUGCAGAGGAGGGGCGUGCUGUUUGGCUGUGGGUAAGCUGGCACGACGAUGGGUUGCACAUGGCUCAGCCGGCACGGUCGAGGUGUAUACUCUCGCCCGUCCGUCGUCUGUCUUGUCUUCGCGUGGUAAGCGUUGUCCAUCUCUUUUAACCACGUGCUCUGUGUCGCUGUGCCUGCCAGCAAAUCGAGGCGUGCCACUAAAAAGAGGUGGUAGAGGGGAAGGGCGUGACCUGUUGACAUUCCGCAGAAUUAACGCAGGCCUUCUUGGAUAAGAGAGGCAAGGGGGGGAGGAAAUGUGCCACAAGCAAAAAACAAUCGGGUGUGUGUGUACACUACACGCACCGAGUUUCUUCUCUGCUCUCUGCUUGGGAGGAAGUCUUGGGGAUUGACUGUGCUUCUAACUGUCGCGAGCGGGGGGGCGGGGACGGGGGCGGGCGGGCACCUCCUUUCUUGGUGACGAAACGUCGUAGGCACGCAUGUACGCCCGGCCGAGUGGACCAUGCAAGGAGCUUGGCAAUAACAUAGAACUGCUGCAUUGAGGGAGAAUGAACGCCGGUGAAAGAGCGCAACGUUAGGCUACGGAGCCAUUGUAAGUUCUCAACCGUUGGGGCCGGGGGGGAACAAUGACAACACGCAACGGCAGUAGUAGUAGUAGUGGUGGUGGUUUUUGACAACGUGGUGGAUAAGAAAGGAUAAAUGACAAGGACUAUUUUUUGUGCGGGAGAAGCCAGUAGGCCCGAGAACGCAAACAAAAGAGAGAUCAUGGUUUGUUUGUCGGUCCCCUCCGUUGCAUCGUACGUGUGGAUUUCAUUGCGGUUCGGUUAUUAUUUAUUAAGGAAGACCUGAGAAAAAACGACUUGGGGUACUCCCGGGUUGAGGACAUUCAUUCACGCAUCGACCUUGAAACGCUCUGGUCUUGAUACUUUCCUU
Molecule: messenger RNA, 6059 nt
Organism: Ectocarpus sp. CCAP 1310/34
Lineage: Eukaryota; Phaeophyceae; Ectocarpales; Ectocarpaceae
Source: the annotation of a GenBank genome assembly